Molecule: messenger RNA, 4150 nt
Organism: Chiloscyllium plagiosum (whitespotted bambooshark)
Lineage: Eukaryota; Metazoa; Chordata; Chondrichthyes; Orectolobiformes; Hemiscylliidae
Gene: ccdc77
Product: coiled-coil domain containing 77
Cellular component (GO): centrosome
Source: RefSeq, a predicted model, not a curated record
CCGUGACCCUGCACACUCCCUCCCUCCUUCCCUGACCCGUGACGGCGGGGAAAUUAUCCCCAUCCCUCACCUCAGCCCAGAUUCAAUUACCCCCAGCCCGUAACUGGGGAAAAUAAUAAUAAUAGUAAUAAUGCCAGAGUGCAACUAAGCUCCUCCUUCAGCCCACUGAGGCAGAAAGCCCCUUCUUCAGCCGGGGAGUGUGGCCAUGUGGUAAAUACACCCACCCUCAGCCUCAGACCAGGGGACAGAUGUCAAAGGACGCUGGAGAGGGAUGAACACCUAACCCCGCCCCAUGCUGGGACCAGCAGUCAAUACCCUGUGUCACUGUCUGGGGCAAGGAACAAUAAAAACCCCACCUCUACUCCUAAACUGUGGGUCAGCAAUGGGCCGUAAUUCAGCUUAUACAGGAAAACGACCGGUUCCGAAAACAGAUGGCUCCCCGCCGAUUCCGUCAGUAAAUGAGCGCCUAGCUUUCCUCCGCCCUUCCCGGGAGCUGCUUGAGUAUUACCGUAAAAAGAUUGCAGAGUUUGAUGAAGAGCAUGAAGCCCUCUUAAAAAGACUAGAGAGCUAUAAGGCCACAUAUGAAGAGCAGCAUAAACUCCAAUGGGAGAUGCGGCAGAGGGAAGAGGAAAUUGAGGAGCUGCAGAAAGCACUUAGCGACAUGCAGGUUUACCUUUUUCAGGAACGUGAGCACGCACUGAGACUCUAUGCUGAAAAUGACCGGCUAAAAAUCAGGGAGUUGGAAGAUCGGAAAAAGAUGCAACAUCUCUUGGCACUUGUGGGCCCUGAAGCUGAAACAGUCACUUACUUUCACAGGGAGCCUCCACAUAAGGUCACUGUUCCACAACGUACUGUACAACAUGGCCACACUGAAGUUACGUCUUCAAAGAAGGGUCUUAAAAAAGUACCAUCAAAAGUGACCAGAGCUGUUAGUCCAACUAUCCCAGACAACUAUCAGAGAGAUAAUCAAACUCUGCUACUACAGGUUGAAGCCUUGCAGUCUCAGUUGCAGGAGCAGACACAGUUGGCGAAAGAGCAAACUGAUGCAUUGUUGGAGGAUCGAAGGAUUCGUAUGGAGGAGGCACACGUGCAGCAUGAACGGGAUAAAGACAAAAUCAAAUCUCUGGCAGAGAAACUGCACAAAACUCAGAAUCUACUUUAUGAGAGUACCAAAGACUUCCUUCAGCUAAAAUUUGAGGGUCGAGAUGCCGAGAAAGUCUGGAUGGCUGAGAAGGAUCGUCUGUUACAGGAGCUGGACAGACACAAUGAGCUGAGAAACGGAGGUGGUGAUUCUGAAAUGCAAUUUCAUCGAGAGUCACCAAUGGAACAUGAGAUACAAAGGAUACAGAGUGAAGAAAUAAAGUCACUCGAGGAGCAAGUAAACCAAGCACAUCGACUGGCAGAUAUGUAUAGAGAGCAGUGUGUGACACUUGAGAACGAUCUGGCACGAAUUCGGGAAGAAGGGGAUGUUGGCCGUCAACUGUUUAAGGAGCGUUCUGAUAAAACAGUGAAGCGUCUUCAACUAAUGACACAACGAUAUGAGGCCCUAGAGAAGCGACGAGGGAUGGAAGUAGAAGGCUUUAAAAAUGACAUCAAACUGCUGCGACAGCGGCUGAAGGAUGUGGAGAGGCAGCUGUUCAAGGUAACACUUGGAAUCGGGCCUGACCAGGAUCUUGCUAUCCUUCAUGAGGUGCGUCGAACAGUCAGUCAGUCAAGGCAGAUCCAAGGAGAGCUCAAGAAUCUGAAGGCCAAGAUUUAUGGCUUAGAAAGUCAGUUGCGAUUUGGCUAACAUUUUCUCAUCGAGUGUUCACCACAUUGUUUAAGUGUGGGGUCUGAUUGUGUCAGUAGCAUGUGAUCCACCAUAGGGUAUGAUUUAUUUAUCACCAAAUAACAUAAUGUGUUUCUGCCAGAGUUGCUGCGAGUUGUUCUACUUUGUUUCUUCAGAGUGAAGGAUGGCUCACAUUGAAUGGUUAGUCAAGCUUGUUAAACUUCACUCAGUUUCUUUUUGUUUCUUCUUUUGUCAAUUCCUGUAAGAGUAGUGGGGAUGGAAGCAAUUUUUCAGGACAUCCAAUGGAGAUACUUUGAUUUUCCCUGAACUAUAAAUCUCCACAAGUCUAAAACAAAGGUCUGGCAGAUUUUGGAGAGAGAAAGCAAGAGAGAGAAAAAUCAAGGAAGCACUUCAAGUUCAAUAUGACAUUCUGCAGGUUCUGGUCUGAAAAUGGUAAUUGUUUCCCUCCUUCCACAGAUGCUGCCAGACUAGUUGAGAUUUUCCAGCACCACUGUUUUUAUUUCUGAUUGCCAUUAUAUGUAAUAUUUUGCAUUUGUUUGCAGCACUCUUGCGCAUUCAAAAGAGAUGCUUGGUGUGAUGAUCUGUUUCAGUUUUUGUGUUUGUUAAUUUGAGAUUUCUUUGAUUUGCUUGAUGGUGUUACAGGUUUAGUUUCAAGGCAGCUGACCUUAACACAAUGUGGUACAGAGGCUUCAGACUCCUGGUGUAUCAGCAUCCUGUUCACAUUGGGUUGGAGCGGCCAGCUGUUGGUGUGUGAGGUUGGAGCGGCCAGCUGUUGGUGUGUGGGGUUGGAGCGGCCAGCUGUUGGUGUGUGGGGUUGGAGCGGCCAGCUGUCUGUGUGUGGGGUUGGAGCGGCCAGCUGUCUGUGUGUGGGGUUGGAGCGGCCAAGCCAGCUGUCUGUGUGGAGGGCUGGUGCAGGACUCCAGUUUCUAUGAUGAAUAGUAUGAGUUACAAGUUCCAGAAUACUGAAUAUAGUUCAGUCACUAAAAUGUUCCUGUUCUGAUGAAGUAGUUCAGCCCAGAUUGGAAAUUGAGGUUACUCUUCAAUAUGUGUGACUUAACAUCACAUUGGAGUAAAUGCAUUCAUCCACUCAAUGAGAAAGGCAAUUGUCCAUUUAACAAAAAGUAUCACUUAAGAACCACUCAAUUGUCAAAGCAGCAUCUGUUUUGUAACAGAACUUGCUGAUUGAUUGGUGCGCAAACCUUUCAUAUUAUGUUAGGAGCAGCACAAAGAAGGGGCUAUCUCUGCAUUGGAGUUUUCUCAUCUCACACCUUGAACAGGAGCACAGGCUUAUAAGGCCUCAAGUGGCACUCUGAAGCAUAGUACAGAGUGAAAUACUACUCUGCGCCUAUCAAGUCUCCAUCUCAGUAAAUUUUGAAGGAAAGGGUGAUAUUUUCUGAUAAAAUGCAUAUGCUGGAAAUUUCCAUUUACGUGUGCAGAAAAGGUGUCUUGGGAAGUGACACUGUACCCACGGUGCUAAUUUGAUUGAAAGCCAUUUUAGUAUACAGAGGAACCUCGAUCGUGCAGCAUUCAAUUAACCGAAUUUUGGAUUAUCUGAACAAGAUCGCAAGGUCCCAAUGCUUGGCUAACUAUGUUAUCCAGCAUUCGAUUAUCCGACAUUCGAUUAACUGAAUAAAAUACUCCCCACCAGUGUCCUUCGGAUAUUUGAGGGUCCUCUGUAUAUGAUGAUGGAAGCCACAGUUCACCUCAGAAUUGUGUUGUCAGAAUUUAAUUGAUUUCAGUUGAAAUGUAUGUAAUAGACUGGAUGCAGCUUUGCGAUUGUGUUUGUAAAUUUGAGGGAGCUGAAUAUCUAUUUGGCAAGUGAAGCCGAUUUGGGGGUAAAGUUUGGUGCAUGCUCCAGAGUAUGGACUUGACACAAUGCUUUUCUUAUCCCAUAUUAUUGCUAUGUUGUGAAUUAUGUGAUCUUAUGGUGUGAUCGCACGGUCAUUGUGGCUUAACUGUUGCUACUUCUCUCAGGACAAAGGUUUGUUGUUUGAGUUUAUAGCCUGGCUGACAUUGCAUUAUUGAAGUUGUCCACAAAAAUGAGACCUUGAGUAUGAUCCCAACGUUUUUGUUCCGGUGGAUGCAAAAAAACUCCGGUGGAUGCAAAAAACUACUCAAAAAUAAGUAGUCCUCCUGCUUUGGAAGUAAAAACCAACACACCAGCUUUUGAAAAAUUCAUUCUUCAUCUUAUUGCUAUUUUCACAAAUCUUUGUGUGCAAGGUCUGUUUUCCAAGUUAAUUUGAAAAGUGAUUCAUUUUGUGUUUUCUUUGGUUCAUUGAAAGGUACUGUAUAUAACUGUAACUUCAUUCUUUAUUUUAAUAUAUAGUUUUAGAGUUUCAAAUAAAGAUUUUUUUAAGCUUA